UUUCAUUCAUUCGUUCAAAUGCGAGCGUGAUUAUGCGUGCGGUGCGGCUUAUGUAAAAAUACGGUUUUAAAUCACUCAAAACAUCUCAAUAUGCUGAUCAAUCAGUUGUCUAGCACUUCAAAACUUUUACUAAGUAGAACAACAUUCCUCGAUUCUAUCUCAGUAACCGCUCGGCACGCAUCGAAAAAAACCGGAGGCAGUACCAGAAACCCACCGAAUCACGGGCGACCCAAACAUCGGGGCUGGAAGGUACAAGAUGGCCACUUUGUUUCGGCGGGUUCCAUUUUAGUUACGCAACGGACCCCUCGAUUCCAUCCCGGCUUAAAUGUCGGUUUCGGUAAAAAUGGAACCCUUUUCGCUAUGGAACACGGGAAAGUGUAUGUGACCUGUGAAAAGCUAGACCCAAACUGGGAUCACACCUGGGUGCAGCGAAUCUACGGGGGUCGCGAAAAUCAAACGAUCUACAAGAAAUUCUUCAACGUGGUCCCAGUCGAACAGCACCAGAGGUUUAAACUGGUCGAUGAAGUAUAGUCCUGGAUACUUGUUAUAGCCUGUAUUGGUGGAAACGUUGAGAAUAUAGUUAAUAAAUAAAUAACCUUAA
Uranotaenia lowii is the source of this 601-nucleotide messenger RNA. RefSeq names its product 39S ribosomal protein L27, mitochondrial (gene mRpL27). Gene Ontology annotation, molecular function: structural constituent of ribosome. The coding region runs from base 91 to 531 and encodes 146 amino acids. Gene Ontology annotation, cellular component: mitochondrial large ribosomal subunit; ribosome. Gene Ontology annotation, biological process: translation. The record is from RefSeq and is a predicted model, not a curated record. The transcript is spliced from 3 exons. NCBI's taxonomy places the organism in Eukaryota, Metazoa, Arthropoda, Insecta, Diptera, Culicidae.